CGUCGCUUAUUGUCGGAGAGAGGGUGGGCACAGCAAUUAAUGCAAUAAUUCAUGCUCUUAUUAUUUUCUUCCACUUUAUUGUUAUUGCCUUUGCCCUUGGAAUGGCCUUCAUCCAUUAUGCUACUAUCCUUUGCAUUCAAUCCUUAAUCCUUACUAUCGGUGCAAAAACGAUAUUGCGUACUGUGUUUAGCGAUGCCAAACUAAACGUUACAAACGCGAUCUUUGCUGUGACAUUGAGUUGUUCGUGCACACUGUUCAUUUUGGUCUUUGCCGAGAUUACCGACAUUUCUACAGCAGCUGUACGCUCGUGCUUUUGGCAAUUCGACCUUCAUUUACUCUUGGUAUUGGUAGUGCUUCUCAUUCCCUGGUACCAAGUAUAUUCGUUUUUACGUCAGACGCGAGGUUGGCGGCAAAAGAUGUCACUUUAUUUUUCAUGCAUCUUGUGGGCAAUCUAUAUGUAUCUUUUCACCCGGCUAGGUUACACUCCAGCACCGGAGGCUCGAAUCGUGGUGGAUGGCUCAACCACCACCACUAUCGUUCUAUCUUGGGCAGAACUAUCGCUCUUUCGCGUAGCCAUUACAGGCAUCACGCUUAUUUCCGUCCUUUCGGGAUUUGGUGUGAUUCAUACACCCUAUUACAACUUGAGCAUCUUUAGAAAGCCCGUCAGCGAGCGUGAUUAUCGAUUUGCUCAAAAUGCUUAUGAACAGACAAUGUCAAUGAUAAGAGACAAGAAAUCGCAAUUAUCUCGAAUGACUCGAGAUCAGCAAACAAAGCCCACUGGCUUCGGUCGCAUUAUGUUUUUUGUUCAAGGACCCGAGCAGCGAGAAUAUGAUUUGCUGGAGAGCGAGAUACAGCAGCUGGAAAGUUUAUCAGAAACGAUGAAGGGUGAUCUAAACGAGCUUGCACGAGAACGGGCCAAGAGUCAAUUCGGACAAACAUGGAAAGGUCGGUUAUGGAUCCUGAUCAGUCACAUUUUCAGCUUUUACUGUAUCUACAAACUUGUUGUGACAACUGUCAACGUGGUAUUCCGUCGUGCUGGCACGAGUGAUCCCAUUACACGGAUGCUGUCACUGCUUAUCAGUCAUUUUGGUAUAUCGGAUACCGCCUUUUGGGCGCAACAGCUCAGUUUCUGGUUUGCAGGCAUCAUUGUGUUUGGAUCUGUACGUGGGUUCUUUCAGCUUUUGACCAAAAUUCUUCGGUCUUUUUCCCAACGAGUGGUUGUUCCCAAAAACAAUGUUGUUUUAUUCGUUGCGCAUAUGAUGGGCAUGUAUUUCUUAAGUUCUGUUUUGAUGAUGCAAAGCACUUUGCCUCCCGAAUACAGUCAUUUGAUAUCGUCGUCAUUGAGUCAAAUCGAGUUUGACUUUUUCCGGAGCUGGUCUGAUAUCAUUUUUGUCAUUUCUUGGCUGCUGGUAGCCGUGGUUCUCUACGUUCUGCAUCAAACAAAUGAUGCCCGCCAACUCGCAACCGAUUUUGCUGAUGUACAGCUCAUGUCGGUCGAAAGUGGUAGUGGCAAUAUGUUGUAAAGUAUGUAGAAAAUAUUAAUAAAAGGAUAGUACAUAGUCGAUAUUGUAUGUAUGUGCUUUUAUAUCGC
Messenger RNA from Zychaea mexicana, 1591 nucleotides. Its product is annotated as Abscisic acid G-protein coupled receptor-domain-containing protein. The record is from RefSeq and is a predicted model, not a curated record. Bases 102 to 1523 code for a protein of 473 amino acids. Lineage: Eukaryota; Fungi; Mucoromycota; Mucoromycetes; Mucorales; Lichtheimiaceae. Gene Ontology annotation, cellular component: membrane. The transcript has 9 exons.